Hemicordylus capensis (graceful crag lizard) is the source of this 3248-nucleotide messenger RNA. RefSeq names its product von Willebrand factor A domain-containing protein 7-like. NCBI's taxonomy places the organism in Eukaryota, Metazoa, Chordata, Lepidosauria, Squamata, Cordylidae. The record is from RefSeq and is a predicted model, not a curated record. Bases 325 to 3114 code for a protein of 929 amino acids. The transcript is spliced from 18 exons.
AUCAGCAGCAAUCUCCUAUUGAAAGCAAUCGUGCAGCAAUCAAGCACUAUAUUGUGGGGCGGGGAGGAAUCUCAAUAGCUUCCAUCAGAGUUGGCAACUGUACCUUCAUCUGGGAGGUGUGGUGAUUCGGCGAAAGAGCAGGGGAUUGGGAGCUGGGUUCUUCUGUGUCCUUUGCCCAGUUACUUAUGAGGAAAUGGGCUGGGAUUUUCCCUUUGCUAUUUAACUCACUGGUUGAAGAGCAUGCUCCUGAGCAGAGGCAGACAGGCACUGCAAGAAAGCUGAAGAUCCUUCUGCUCCUCCUCCACCUGAUUCUUGUUACAAAAUAUGGUGUUCACCAGAAACCUCCCUUUGCUCCUCUGCAUGGGCAUCGUGAGCGGAUUCCGCCCCAACCAUGAAUCAGGGGGCAUUGCCUCAUCCGACUUUACUGAUACCGACAUCACGGAAAUGGGGGUGCUGAGGGCCGUUGCCUGGUUCAUGGAGAGGAAUCCUCUGCCUGGAAAACCUCCCAUGGCUCCAGGACAGCUGGAAAAUAUGAAGCCCAUGACUGCUAGUGGACUGUUCAAGGCCUAUUUCCAAGCUGAAGUCUCUGCCAAUCGAUUCAUCAAAGCCAUUCAGGAAAUUAUUGCUGGGAAUAAUCAAGUGGAGAUCUACCACCUGGACGACAGUAGCUUCUUCUUCCACUGUGAAGAGAUUGCCAAAAGUAUUAACCAACUUCGAGUCCUACGUGAUUCUGUGCUCUCUGGCCUGAAAAGCUCUGUGAACUCAUCAGCUUUGGAAUCGGCUCGCCUAAGUGCUGGGAAAGCUCUCCACGUGCUCCAAAAAUUCUACAGCAACACAAACUGGGUUGAGCUGGGAAACACCGUUCCAUACGAAUACCUGUUAAAUGCAAACAGUUCUGCUUUCCCUGCUGCCCCUGCAACUAAGAAAACUUGUGCGGACUGCAGCAAAGAACCAAGUGGCAAGUAUCUAUGCAAUGGAAACAUAUUAGUGAACGACCUGCUCACAAGUGGGUACAAGUCAUCAGCAACAUGCAGGACCAAACCCCCAGGCAAAUGUGGGCAUGGUGGGAGAAACGACAUCUACCAAAACUACCACCCCACCGGAGGCAUCAACAAAGAGACCUCUGACCCCCUGCUCUCCCCGCACUAUCUCAUGCAUCAACAAGCAGCUGAGCUUGCCAUACGUGCCACCAGGGACUUCUUCGUAGGAGCUGGAUCUGGCCUCCUGGAUCAGGUGGGCAGCAAUACUUUCCAGAAGUUUUUCAAUUUGGAAGGCUAUUCCCUCACCUUCACAAUAGAUACCACCGGCAGCAUGUCCAACGAUAUUGCCCAGGUCAAAACCAUUUGUAUCGAACUCCUCCGGAAAUAUGCUGGCUCCCCUGAUGCACCCUUCGAGUACAUUCUCGUACCCUUCAAUGAUCCAGAGGUGGGACCUGUCUUUAAGACCCAUGACGUGGAUCAGUUUCAGUCCUAUAUCUCUGCACUCAGAGUUGAUGGUGGUGGGGACUGUCCAGAGAUGUCACUAACCGGUCUGAAGUUGGCUCUGCAAGCGAGCAUGCCCAGAUCCAAGAUCUUCACCUUUACUGACGCUGGAGCCAAAGACGCAUUCCUGAUGGAUGAAAUCAAAGUCCUGCUUGAUGCAACUGGGUCUGAGGUGAACUAUGCCCUCACAGGAUAUUGCGCCAGCCGGAGACGCCGAAGUGCUGCCGAGGACGGACCUGAAGCUUCUGACAGAAGCCAUGCAAACCUCUAUGAAGAACUAGCAGCAUAUUCCGGUGGCUUCUAUGUGAUGACCACCAAAAGCGAGCUCUCUCAAGUCUUGGGCAUAAUGGAGCUCUCCCUGAAUGCUGCCCCUGUUAAGGUGGCCCGUGGUCAUCUGAAUGGGACUCACCUCACCUUCCCUGUGGAUGAGACUCUUGCUGAAAUAACAGUGUCAGUCAAGAGCUUGGGGUUCUACGGAUUCAGAGUUACUGUGCUGAAGCCUUCAGGCGCCUCGCUGGAAUCUACACAGAUGGUGAUCAACACAGCCAACCACAAGAUUGUGAAGGUGUCCCCUAUCGAAGAGAGGGGCGAGUGGUCUGUGACUCUGUUUCCCAGUGGAAUCUAUGAGGUGGAAAUCGGAGGCAAGAGCUUGCUGGACUUCUCCUACCAGAUUAUGCAGAAGCAGAAGGAGUAUGUGCUUCCAGUCCAGGGACGGCCUGUAAAAGGAUCAAACUACACCAUCUCCAUGAAGCUGAUGGGAGAUGCUAAAAGUGUUCAAGUCGAGCGCCUGGUUGCAAUUUCUGGACUCGGAGCCCCCAUAGAAUCAGUCUCUUUGAAUCAAACCUACGAUGCCCUUGGAAACCCCUUGGCUAUCACUCCCUUUUCCUUCCAUGAAGUGACCACCCUAUUGCGUGUGGAAGGCCUGUCUCCGGGGAAUCUCUCCUUUUCACGAGUCAGCUCUGAUCCCAUCAGCACAGAAUCUGUACAGAUCAUCUCUUUGGCAGAUCAAAACAGCACAAUGUCACCCGGAGAGAGCCUGGACCUCUCUGUUCUGGUGGUGAAUGAUGGGGCAGCUGCAUCCUUCUCUUUUAAUGUCUGGGAUGACCUGGGUCUCCUGAGGAGUUUCACACCAUCUGGGAGUCAUCUAAAUCCAGGUGGAAGUAUCACCCUCACUGCAACCUUUGUGGCAGCUGGAGAUAAUAGCAGCUUUGCCUCCAGCAUCGCAACGUUCACAGCGACAAGCUCUGCAGCCCAGAACUACCUGAAACUGCCCAUCACCGUGAUUCCUGAAAUCGCCCUGGAAACCGACGAAAUCCCACCCGUCCACAAGCUGCUUGACUUUUAUAUGCCUUGUGUAGGCAGUAUCCAGCACCAACCUGACUGCUCUCGACACAUUUGGCGCAUGAGAUUUUCUGCUAAAGAUGCUAAGAGUGCUGUCACUGUCCGGAUCAAUGCCAACCCUUCUGGUCUGUCUUGCAGCCCACGGAGGAGUGAUGACGACAAGGAUGUCAUCUGUCACUAUCAGUCAGACUGCUGUUCUCCUUAUGCAGAGGUCCUGGUCAGUGAUGAAAGUGGGAAUACAGACACAUUCACUGUGGACUACAGACAACCAAAACCCACUGCAGCCUACUAAGCUGCAUCACGUGAAUAUCCUUAUGGCUAAUAGGCUAUGGAAGGUCACGUUGCUAGUUUUGUGGCACCAUUAUAUUGGGAAUAAGAUACCACCCAAAGCCCAAACUGAUCAAUGAUAACCUGGCCACAUCUGCC